AUGGAAAUUUUCCAAGAAAAUUUAACUCUUCUUUUCUUCUUGGGCGUUUGGAAACCCUCGGAAUGGAAUCCUGGAACCGUUAAAUCCUCUCUGUACUCGUUCUACACUAUCUUAAUAAUAUUUUUAUCUUAUAAUUUUCUUAUAACUGAAUUAUUGGAUUUAAUUUUAGUGACAAAUAACGUGACUGAGUUUAUAAAUAAUUUUUUUAUGAUAACCGCGAUAUUUUCCGCGUGUGUAAAAUUAGUCAUUUUUCUUCGUUACCGCGACAAAUUUAAUAAAAUAAUUGAUACUUUAAAAAAGUACUUGCUCAAUGACAGCAACACAAAAGAAGAAAUGACUAUUUGGAAGCGCUCUAGCAAUAGAAUUAGAUCCUUGACAAUAUUCUUCAUAUACGCAAACUCUAUCGGAAUGAUAUUUUUCACUUCGGGCUUCGUUGGGAAUAUCAAGAACCGCGAAUUACUUUAUCGAGCCUGGGUACCUUACAAUUACUCGCACCCCGCAAAGUACUCGGCAACUGUACUGAAUCAACUUGUCGCCGUAAUUAUACUGUCUUUUACGAACAUCGGAUUUGUGCUUCUUUUCUUCGCGAUAAUGAUCAGCAUUUGUGCGCAAUUGAGUAUAUUUAAAUUGAAAUUUCAAAGGCACUUUUCUUACAAGGAUCAUCCAGAUGAUUGCUACAAAAAUAUUUAUGCUUCAAAGUUAAUUGGUGAAAUGGUGGAUACAUAUCAUUCUAUAACAAGUCUAUUUGGAAAAGUUCAUGGCUUAUUCUCUUGGGUAAUAUUGUUUGAAUAUUGUAUGGGAGCUGUUAUUUUUUGCACAAGUGCAUACCAUAUGUCGAAAAUGAAAGUUUUUUCUUUUGAAUUUCUCUCUUGUGCUUCCUAUAUUACAGAGAUAAUGUUGGAUUUAUUUAUUGUUUGUUUUUCUUGCAAUGAAGUAACUCUUGAGCUUCACGGUGCUUUUUACAAUUGUCAUUGGUACUUGUUAAAUAAUGAGGAUAAAAAAUCGUUAGGAUUCAUGAUGGUGAAUUCAAUAAGACCGAUAUAUUUUACGUGUGGAUAUGUUGUUUAUUUAUCUAUUGAAUCUUUUACAAAAGUA
Molecule: messenger RNA, 1095 nt
Organism: Cotesia congregata
Lineage: Eukaryota; Metazoa; Arthropoda; Insecta; Hymenoptera; Braconidae
Source: the annotation of a GenBank genome assembly